This is a messenger RNA of Penicillium vulpinum, 1038 nucleotides long. RefSeq names its product Hsp20/alpha crystallin family protein. The transcript has a single exon. Bases 1 to 1038 code for a protein of 345 amino acids. NCBI's taxonomy places the organism in Eukaryota, Fungi, Ascomycota, Eurotiomycetes, Eurotiales, Aspergillaceae. Gene Ontology annotation, biological process: response to hydrogen peroxide; response to salt stress; response to heat. The record is from RefSeq and is a predicted model, not a curated record.
AUGGCUCUGCGCAAUCUCAAUCAAUACUUUCCGUCUUGGGGCUCUAAUAACAAUGCGGAAGAUCAGGGCCCAUCUCACCAUUUCUUCUCUCCUCGCGGCGAAGCCGAUCAUCCUUAUCCCAACCCAUGGCCAUCCCAGUCGGGCAACGGUCGAGGUGGUCGCCCAAAUAAUCCCUACCCGCCUCAAUGGGCCCAACCCGGUGAUGAAGGUGAGGGCAACAACGCCAACAAUGAAGCCGGCGACACUUCCCGUAAACCAUACCCUUACCCGGGCCACAAUCAGCAAUACCAGGGCCCUCCAUGGUAUCAGCCCCAAGCCUACCCUGGUCCGGCAGAUGGUAGAAAGCCCUACUCUGCCUCAUGGGAUGAUGACAAGCCCAAGUCCUCUUCUCGCAAGCCGUAUCCCUACCCUGGACCAGGUGAUAGCCACAAAUCCAAGCCCUCAUACGCCCGUCAACCGUAUGAGUAUCCGGGUGAUCCCCAAAGCGCAGGUCAGAGAUAUCCGGACAACCCUCAGGGGCCAUUCCACGGCGGCCAGAACAGUGGGCCUGGUAAAGGACAAUGGGGUGGGUAUGGCUCAUAUGGCGGUUUCGGGCGAGGGGGCAACGAGCCUCCUCAAGCGUCCCAGGACCGUGAGGAACCUAGUCAGCAAGAACCCAAAAAAUCCCCUGCCCCCGCAUCAGAGAAAUUCAGGCCUGAGGUUGAUCUCUUCGAUGCCCCUGAGGCAUUUGUGAUUCACGUGCCUCUGCCUGGCGCGCAGAAGGAAGAUAUCGAAAUCAACUACGAUCCAAAGACAGUGGAACUCAGCGUCACUGGAGUGAUCAACCGCCCUGGCGGUGAGGACUUGAUUAAGUCGAUUGCGCUGGAUGAGCGAAAGGUUGGGGCGUUCGAGCGCAAGGUGCGACUGGGCAGUCGGGCGAACCCGCCGAAGAUAGAUGCGGAUGCGAUUACGGCCAAGCUGGAGGAGGGUAUUCUUAUUGUUGAGGUGCCGAAGACGGAAGCGGAUGAUGUUGAGAUUAGAAAGGUUGAGAUUGAGUGA